Messenger RNA from Salvelinus sp. IW2-2015, 1635 nucleotides. The record is from RefSeq and is a predicted model, not a curated record. NCBI's taxonomy places the organism in Eukaryota, Metazoa, Chordata, Actinopteri, Salmoniformes, Salmonidae.
UUUCCCGACCAAUCAUGCAUAAAUCUAGGAAGUCAGAUUCCUCAAGCUGGUUGGUUAUCGUUGCCAAGUUGCCAACAUAAAACAGAAUGGCAAAUGGGUUCUUUAGAUGUUUUGAAUGCAAUAAGGACGCGCACGAGCUUCGCAAAGAUUACAGUAAUKGGAUCUUGAAGAUAAUAAUAUGUGAAUCCUCCCAAAGGCCUGUGGACAAGUACAUUGAAUAUGCAGUCAUUAUUCUGAUUGGUGCCAUUUUAUGCUAAACUCAAGCCUUCACACACAUUCUGUUCAACAUUACAUUGAACAUUCACUAGAAGCUGUGUGUGUUUUGCCUGCUGUGUGAGUCCUACCUGAGGUGGUCACAAAUACAGGGAUCUGAACAGAACAAUGGCCCUGCAGACAUCAUUAGAUACACCAACGAAUGGGAAUGUUUAGGAUGGCAGCUCUUGGUGUAUUGCUCAUGGGAAAAGCACAUUAUUACUAUAACAACUCAUGCACUCAUCAACAAAUAUGCAUAUGACAAUGUUAAUAUCAAUGUUAUAACAAUGUUUCCAAGUGUGGUUGAAGUGACAAAUUCUGCUUUCUUUUCAGACUUUGAACUGAGCUUAAUGCUGAAAGAAAUCCUGCUGUCCAGCUAUGGCAACAUUCUGCUCAUCCCUAUAGUCAUAUGGUAGCAUGACUAUUCCCCGCUCUGUUUCAGCCUCAUCAAGCUGUUUGUGCUCACGUCCAACUCUCAGGCUAUCAGAGUCAUUCUAUACUGCAGCAGAAGGCUCUCCCUGCUGGCUGUGUGUGUGGGUCUGCUAUUGGAGACGUGCAUAGCCCAGGCAUUUCAGACACUUCCAUGGAGCAUACAGGACAUCCUGCCAUUCCAGUGACCUGUUUCAGGCCGGUCCUAAAGAACACACUGUUACAAUGGCGCCUAUUAUACCCGGGACCAGAGAGCGGUGAGGGGAAACUAUCAGUGCUGUGUGGAGUGUGCCUAGUCAUAUAGUCAAACACUGACAAAAACCUCUCUGUUGGUAUUGGAGUUAAUAAGGAUACUGGGCAUUCCUGAGGCUAUUUGUGAAAUACCUACCACGUUAGAAAGGACAUAUUGAACAUAUUCUUUAUUCUGUGCAAUGCCAAAAACCACAGGCUGUGUAAAAGCAACAAAUAUUUUGAUAUGGAACAGAUGUAAGAUUGGUGUGUGUGUCACAGAGAGAGAGAGAGAGAGAGAGAGAGAGAGAACUUGCAGUGAGUAAUCAUACGUAUUGCCUUGAAUGCUUUAUUUCAUUGAAGCUGUACAGUAAAAGAGAGCAAUAUUCUCUUGGUGUUGCAGCCUAUAUGAUUAAGUAUAGGAGCUGUGGAAUAAUAAGCAUUUGACACACAUGUUCACAUAGGGUGGCUUUACAGUGCCUUCAGAAAGUAUUCACACCCCUGGACUUUUUCCACAUUUUCUUGUGUUACAGCCUGAAUUUAAAAUGGAUUAAUGGAAUUUAAAAUUGAUGUUUUUGUCACURACCUACASAUAAUACCUCAUAAUGUCAAAGUGGAAUUCAUAAAAAAUGAMAAUCUGAAUAUCUAGAGUUAGUAAGUAUUCAACCACUUUGUUAUGGCAAGCCUAAAUAAGUUCAGGACUCUGUGUUAAAUAAUAGUGUUAAA